AUGUCUGUGAAUCCCGAUACUCGCUCUGAGCAGGAUCUUCAUCGAUACAUGUCAUACACAAAAAAGCGAGCACUCGAAACAGCAACCCGACACCAAUAUGAAGCCACACGACAAGAACGGAUAAAACAGAAUGAAUAUACAGCCGAAAGUCGCAAGAGUGGGUUAAUGGAGAUAUUUGAGAGUGUUGAUAAGGGCUCGCAGUUACGGAAGUGUAGCCAAUCGGGAAAGCCGAAGACAACCCCUCUGGGAAAUGCCACUAACACAUCCAAAGCUCUUAAUGUCACUAGGGUCGAGGGAUUCGUUACAAAAACCGAGAUAGUACCAAUGCUGCCAUGCAAGGGCUAUACCCUACCACAUAGGAAUCUGUUUAUCGGAGGAAAGUGGCCUGCAUUAGACGUGAAUGAGUGGAGGUACGAAGUGUUCGGGCUGGAAAGAUUAAGAGAUGAGACAAUGCAGAAGAUAUACAAUAUCUCAACUCUUCAACAUGAACACGAAAGAUCUGAUGAUCAGCAGGGAGAACCUUCAGAUGGGAGUCAGUCACAGUCACAGGGUUUCGAUGUGGAAGAUUCCCAAUCACAAACGCUUGAGCAGAAGACAUUCAUCUUUACGCAGGAACCACAAGGUCUAUGUCAUCCAAUACCAUUGAAGGUGGGUAAUAACUUUAACAAAAGUGGUAAUGGCCCUGGGUGGGAGGAUGGGAUCUUGUGGGAUAGUGGGCCAGCUUAUCUCUGA
Molecule: messenger RNA, 732 nt
Organism: Morchella importuna
Lineage: Eukaryota; Fungi; Ascomycota; Pezizomycetes; Pezizales; Morchellaceae
Exons: 1
Coding region: 1-732 (243 amino acids)
Source: RefSeq, a predicted model, not a curated record